Messenger RNA from Odobenus rosmarus divergens (Pacific walrus), 1764 nucleotides. RefSeq names its product heme oxygenase (decycling) 2 (gene HMOX2). The transcript is spliced from 6 exons. Bases 219 to 1169 code for a protein of 316 amino acids. The record is from RefSeq and is a predicted model, not a curated record. Gene Ontology annotation, biological process: response to oxidative stress; heme oxidation; heme catabolic process. Lineage: Eukaryota; Metazoa; Chordata; Mammalia; Carnivora; Odobenidae. Gene Ontology annotation, molecular function: heme binding; heme oxygenase (decyclizing) activity.
AUUGUCCACCAAGGCCUGGCCGGUCUGGCUGCUUCUCUUCAUGCACUGAGUGGUAGAGAUGCUGUCCUCGCCUCUGGGACCAGCUGUCUCCAGCCUUGGCCUGCCCUGCUAGUCAACAAAAGCAGGACUUGCCAGGGAACAAUCUUCUCGGGUUGCCGUGUAAUCUAAGCAAGUGAAGGACCAGAAGAGUGAGCGCGCAGGCAUCACACUCGGCAACGAUGUCAGCGGAACUGGAGACUGCGGAGGGGGUGGAUGAGUCGGAGAAAAAGAGCUCCGGGGCCGCAGAAAAAGAGAACCAUACCAGGAUGGCUGACCUCUCUGAGCUCCUGAAGGAAGGGACCAAGGAAGCACAUGACCGGGCAGAAAACACCCAGUUUGUCAAGGACUUCUUGAAAGGCAACAUCAGAAAGGAGCUGUUUAAGCUGGCCACUACUGCACUUUACUUCACAUAUUCAGCCCUUGAGGAAGAAAUGGAGCGCAACAAGGACCACCCAGCGUUUGCCCCCUUGUACUUCCCCACAGAGCUACACCGGAAGGAGGCACUGACCAAGGACAUGGAGUAUUUCUUUGGUGAGGACUGGGGGGAGAAGGUGCAGUGCUCUGAGGCUGCCCAAAAGUACGUGGAGCGGAUCCACCAUGUGGGGCAGAAUGAGCCGGAGCUGCUGGUGGCCCAUGCCUAUACCCGCUACAUGGGGGACCUCUCAGGGGGCCAGGUGCUGAAGAAGGUGGCCCAGCGGGCCCUGAAACUCCCCAGCACAGGAGAAGGGACCCAGUUCUAUCUGUUUGAGAACGUGGACAAUGCACAACAGUUCAAGCAGUUGUACCGGGCUAGGAUGAAUGCCUUGGACCUGAACCUGAAGACCAAAGAGAGGAUUGUGGAGGAGGCCAAUAGGGCCUUUGAGUACAACAUGCAGAUAUUCGAUGAACUGGACCAGGCUGGCUCCUUGUUGGCCAAAGAGACCCUGGAGGACGGGCUCCCCGUGCACGAUGGGAAAGGAGAUGUGCGUAAAUGCCCCUACUAUGCUGCUAAAUCAGACAGAGGUGCCCUGGAGGGCAGCAGCUGCCCCUUCCGAACAGCCCUGGCUGUGCUGAGUAAGCCCAGCCUGCAGUUCGUUCUGGCCGCUGGUGUGGCCCUGGUUGCUGGCCUCCUGGCCUGGUACUACAUGUGAAGGACCCAUCAUACCACGUUGGCGCCCUCCUCCUGAGUGACCACUGGCCUGCCCCCACCUCCACCGGUGACUAAACUACCACCUCAGGUGACUUUUCUUAAAUGCUGGUUUUGAGAAAACAACCAAUAAAGGCCAGACGCUAAAGCCUCUGCCUGUAGCGUCCUCUCUGUGGGCUAGACGCUGAGCUGGGUGUAGGCCCACCAUUCCUGCAGCCAUUAGGCCAUGGUACUGGGAGCAGCCAGCGCAGCUCAGCAGGCCUGCCUGGGCCUCUGGAGCCAGUUCUGCUCCAGGGGCCUCCACACUGCUCACCCUGAGGCUCCUUCCCUUCAUUCUUCCUUAUGUUAGCAUUUAGGUGGGUACCUUUCCCCUGAUGGGAACAGAGCAGCCAGCAAGCCCACACUGCUGUAGCUCUGUGGGAGGGAGGGGUGGCUUGCACCCUGCCUCAAAGGCCUGGGUAGCUCCGUCCUGAACAGCCAAUCUUCACCCUCUCAAGCAGAAACUCCAGAAGAGGGGGGUCUGUUUAGCUGUGGCCUAUCUCCUCCUUUGACCUGUGUAAAUGCUACAGCACUCAAUAAAGUGGACUCUGACAGCUGCC